This is a messenger RNA of Haliotis rufescens (red abalone), 1242 nucleotides long. RefSeq lists its product as uncharacterized. Lineage: Eukaryota; Metazoa; Mollusca; Gastropoda; Lepetellida; Haliotidae. The record is from RefSeq and is a predicted model, not a curated record. Bases 127 to 1020 code for a protein of 297 amino acids. The transcript has 3 exons.
AAUUAUGACAUCGUAUACGACGUCACGCGACUUCAUUAUUGUGACGUCAUAAUCAGCAGAAUCGGCGUAAGGUCUCAUUUGACACCUCUUCACCCCAAAUCUUUCUCCCUGAGCGAUGGUGUGAGUAUGGAGGAGGAAGAUGGGGAGGAUGACAUCCGGGCCAUCCAGAAAUUGCGGAGGGAGCUGCACUGGGAACGUGAGUCCGCACGGACAUUACAUGUCUCAGCCAACCAGUGGAGGAACAUCGUGCGGGAGGGUCUCGUGAUCAACAACCAGAGAGAACAGGAAGAAGUUGAAUGGAGAAUCAGGUACCAGUACCAGCGAUCCUUCAACGAGAUGCUGAACUUUCAGAUUCAGAACUUGAAGGGCGAGAUGCGGGAACUACGGCGGGGCAACAACGAGGCUAGUACCAACGCGGGAGGCGACAUGCUGAAGAGGUCCCUGGCUGAGUGUCGUCUCAAAGUAAGACAUCUUGAUACAGAUCUCAAGUCCAUGAAAAACCUAAGGAGCAUGUAUGAGCGGCAGCUGGACCACGAGUCUGUGGUGUACUCCAAUGUCAAGGAGAAACGGAGCGCGGUCGUCAAAGACAUCUUGUUCCUGCAAAAUAUAUGCAUAAAACAACAACAGAAAUUUGAAAAAGAAUAUUUUGCCAAACUCAGACAAAAACAUGGUGAGGUUAUAUUUCAUGAUAGCAAGGGAUGUUUGAGGAAGAUUCGCCCAGAAGGCGUAAAAUCUCAUCCACCUAAUGUCAGAGCCAAAGAGUCCAGCGAAAGGGUCAACGCCAAGAGGUCGGACACAUCUGCUGACAGUAUCGUGGCCAAAGUUUCGAAUACAUGCACUGAUAGCAUGAGGAUGAAAGACAGCAAUAUUUCCACCAGAGACGGGGCAUCCCUGAAGCACGUCACACACCACCAUGGCAGGACGCAAACAGACAAAACCAGUGUGCAGUUUCAACGCAGUAAACAUGGAAAGCAACACCUUGAGAGAGUGACAUACAAUGAUGAUCUAUUCAAUUUUUGAUCAUCUUGGGUUACCAACAAUACGACACCCUAGGUUACCUAUUCGGCUCGACACAGAAGUCAUGCCCACCGUGCCUCCAGUCUUAGCUUGUUUUUGUUAUCUUUAAAUUAUGCAGGCGUUUCGUUUGGGCAGUAGCAGUAGUAUCCGUUGUGCUAAUUGCAACCAGAAGCCAUUUCCCAUGUUAUCGGGAUAUUAUUAACAAUAAACUUUUGUAUUCUUUAA